Calliphora vicina (urban bluebottle blowfly) is the source of this 1176-nucleotide messenger RNA. RefSeq names its product zinc finger protein rotund-like. Lineage: Eukaryota; Metazoa; Arthropoda; Insecta; Diptera; Calliphoridae. The record is from RefSeq and is a predicted model, not a curated record. The coding region runs from base 109 to 1176 and encodes 355 amino acids. The transcript has 3 exons.
GAUAAAAGUGUUUAUUUAAAUUCAAUAUCAAGAUAAAAAUAAAAGUUCUUAAUUAAACCAAACAAUUCUUAUAAUACACAUUGACCAAACCAUUUGCAUAAUUUUUAAAUGAUUAUGCAUGGUACUUGGUAUAAAGGACCACAAUUGGCACAUCCACACUCUCAUAGCGAGUAUCAUCAGUUUCGUUCAUAUCCCUCUUUUGUUGUUGCGCCCUAUCACGACGCCUCUUCCUCAUCGUCGGUAGUAUCAGCAGCUGCUGCAGCAGCUUUAACCAAUUCCACAGCACCCAGUGCUCCGAGUGCCCCGACUUUGGUAGAGGGUUCUUUUACCGCUACUGGUGUACAAUCGUCCAAUAAUUUAACCGUUUUAAGUCCAACCAUUAAAAUCGAACAUAGUUAUAGUGAUCACCAUCAUCAACAUCAGCAGCAAUCGCAACAUCCAGCACAAUCAUCAUUGGAUGGUGUUGAGGAUUAUACUCUCAAUGGAUUGGAUUGUUCCAUUGUAGAUAGUACCACAUUUAAGAAACCAACAAACUACGUUUGGCCCACAGCAAAUUCCGAAGCUGAAGCCAACAAUAAUACCAUCACAGAUCCAGCACAUCUAACAAAUCCAGCUACACCUCCCACACCACCGCCCGAUACCCAUCUUAAUCUAGAACAUCCCUCGAAAUCCUACAACAAUUCCUUAAAAUCCCUCAAUGAACCGGAAUUAAUUGAACAGCAGCAGCAACAACAACAUCAAGAGAUAAGCCAAAGUCACAAAUCCCUCAAGCAUAAACAAGCAGCAGCUGCAUCAUCAUCUUCGUCGUCAGAACAUCAUCUUGGUAACGGCUCUAAUAUGCCUAUAGGAGGAGUACAGGGUCAGAAUCCUACCCAGGGUUUGGUGCAUUGGAUGAGUGCUGUUAUGGCUGAGCACAUGACAGGGCAAACGCAUCAUGAUCCCACAGCAGUGGGCAUGCACUACAUGUGGAAUGGCAAUAUGGAUGUAAGUAUGCUGUCCGAGGAAUCAUCGAGAUUACAUCAUUCGCGAAGAAUUGGACGUGUAGCCACUAAUGAAGACGUAAUGCAUAAUCUUUUAUUGUCUUCUUCAUUUAUAGAUAGAUUUCGCUCAAAGCUGCAAAUCAAAAAAUUGGUGUACGAUAAUGAUGUUAAAAAAUUAAACUAUGCACGAAAUUGA